This is a messenger RNA of Drosophila biarmipes, 1481 nucleotides long. It is a transcript of the gene aay, whose product is annotated as phosphoserine phosphatase. Gene Ontology annotation, cellular component: cytoplasm. The coding region runs from base 295 to 1113 and encodes 272 amino acids. Gene Ontology annotation, biological process: L-serine biosynthetic process; dephosphorylation. Gene Ontology annotation, molecular function: L-phosphoserine phosphatase activity; magnesium ion binding. The transcript has a single exon. NCBI's taxonomy places the organism in Eukaryota, Metazoa, Arthropoda, Insecta, Diptera, Drosophilidae. The record is from RefSeq and is a predicted model, not a curated record.
CUGUUUUUGAGUCACUUGUGAAAAAUCAGUCAUCGCGAGCAGUUCGAGACUAAGAAAACCCGCUGGAACCCACAACCCAAACCACUUAUCAAACAAAAACAAAUAACAGCUGGGCAGCAACGCGAAGCGCGUGUGCAAAACGAGGCGAGAAAACAUACACAAAGAAAAAGCACACAAGAUAUAAGAGAUACAGCGGAAAAUUUUGGGGCCCCACAAGCCAAAGCUUUUGCGUAAAAAGCGGUAUAACAAGAAAAAAAAAAUAUACACCCCAUCACAACGUGUUCGCCGGUCAAGAUGAGCGGGUCGGUUCUGAGUUUGGCGCGUCCUGCAGCAGCCACCAAUGGCCACAAUCUGCUGGCCAAGCAGCUGAACUGCAACGGCAAUGGCACCUCGGGAGGAGGGGCGGCCAAAACCACCGUGGCCUCGGCCAUAACACCGCCCAAACAGCCCCAACUGGCGGCCAAGGUCAUCCAGCAGUCGCAGAUCGUGUGCUUCGACGUCGACUCCACGGUGAUUUGCGAGGAGGGCAUCGACGAGCUGGCCGAGUACUGCGGCAAGGGCAGCGAGGUGGCUCGGGUCACCAAGGAGGCGAUGGGCGGGGCCAUGACCUUCCGGGAUGCCCUCCAGGUGCGCCUGAACAUCAUACGGCCCACGCAGCAGCAGGUGCGGGAUUUCAUCCAGGAGCGACCCAGUACACUGAGCAAAAAUGUCAAGCGGUUCGUGGCCCACCUGAAGGCGGAGGGCAAACAGGUGUACUUGAUCUCCGGAGGAUUCGAUUGCCUCAUCGCACCUGUGGCCAAUGAGCUGGGCAUUCCGCUGCAGAAUGUCUAUGCCAACAAGAUGCUCUUCGACUACCUGGGCGAGUACGAUAGUUUCGAUGUCACCCAGCCCACCUCGCGUUCCGGUGGCAAGGCGGAGGCCAUCGCUUUGAUAAAGAAGAAGGAGAACAACGAGGACUCCCUCGUCACGAUGAUCGGCGACGGAGCCACCGAUCUGGAGGCCGUGCCGCCGGCCAACUACUUCAUUGGUUUCGGUGGCAAUGUCGUGCGACCGGAGGUCUACCGCCGGGCCCAGUAUUACGUAACGGACUUUGAGCAGCUGAUGGGGCAAUGAGAUACUAUGCAUACGUAUAUAUAAUGCAAGGCGGGGGAGUGGCGAAUUUAGUAUUUGAAACGAAAUCAACGUGUUAUAGCCCUUAGUGAUGCGCAUGUUUUGGGUCCGAGAGUGUGUGUAAUGUGUGUACUAUAGUUCGUAAUUAAAUAACAAUAAAAAGCGAUAGUAAAAUAAUGGAAAAAGAGCAAGUGAAAUCGCACGAGGUGACUUUGUUACUCUCUAGCAGAAAAUGUUAGCCGCAGCAGAAGUUUUAAAAAACUGGGUGCCCCAAGUUAAUACCACUUAAGUCUUAAGCAAUAAGCAACUGAAAAAAUACAUAUAUUUAGAGUGAGAGGAUACCAAGCAAAUAAAUGUGCAUGAAAUUACAA